AUGGGAAACGCCAUGUCCGCCAGCUUCGCGCCUGAGUGCACGCCGCUCAAGGAGACCUACGAUCAAUGCUUUAACACCUGGUACUCUGAGAAGUUUCUCCGCGGCCGCUCCACGGAGAACGAGUGCACCGAGUCCUGGUACGCCUACAUGCACUGCGUCGAGGCCCACCUGGUCAAGCAGGGCAUCAAGCCGGCGCUGGACGAAGCGCGCAAGGAGGCGCCGUUCGAGGAUGAAGGCCAAACGCGCAGCCAGUGA
This is a messenger RNA of Eremothecium gossypii ATCC 10895, 255 nucleotides long. It is a transcript of the gene MDM35, whose product is annotated as Mdm35p. The coding region runs from base 1 to 255 and encodes 84 amino acids. NCBI's taxonomy places the organism in Eukaryota, Fungi, Ascomycota, Saccharomycetes, Saccharomycetales, Saccharomycetaceae. The transcript has a single exon. The record is from RefSeq and is marked provisional.